GGAUCCCCCCCCUCUUCCCCAUCUCCUCCCUCCAUCCGGGAGCAGCUCCUAUGACUUUCCAGCUCCGACUUCCUCAAUCCGGGAAUAUAACAGAGCCGAGUCCGCAGCUCCCACAUCCCAUUGCCCACAGCACCGGGAUGGGCAGCAGGAUGUGGUGGCCCACGCUGCUGGCCCUACUGGUCCCCAUGGUGGCCCCAUUACACCCGGAGCAGGAGCUGGAUGCCCAUUGGGACCUAUGGAAGAGAACCCACCGCAAGCAGUACAACGGGAAGGAGGAAGAGGCAGCGCGGAGGCAGAUAUGGGAGAGGAACCUCAAGUACAUCAAUACCCAUAACCUGGAGCAUGCACUGGGGGUCCACAGCUUCGAGCUGGCCAUGAACCACCUGGGGGACAUGACCAGCGAGGAGGUGGUGAGGACCAUGACAGGCCUGAAGCUGCCCCAUAACCGUCCCCAUGGCAACGAGACCCUCUAUGUCCCGGACUGGACCGAGCGGACCCCAGCAGCCGUGGACUGGAGGCGGAAAGGUUACGUGACCCCCGUCAAGAACCAGGGCCAAUGCGGUUCCUGUUGGGCCUUCAGCGCCGUGGGGGCCCUGGAGGGGCAGCUCAAGCGCCGGACUGGGAACCUGCUGGCUCUGAGCCCCCAGAACCUGGUGGACUGUGUGGCCACCAAUGAUGGUUGUGGUGGUGGGUACAUGACCAACGCCUUCGAGUACGUGCGGCACAACCGCGGCAUCGACUCCGAGGACGCCUAUCCCUACAUAGGGCAGGACCAGAGCUGCAUGUACAGCCCCACUGGUAAGGCAGCCAAGUGCCGUGGCUACCGCGAGAUCCCUGUGGGCAAUGAGAGGGCAUUGAAGAGAGCUGUGGCCAGGAUCGGGCCCAUUGCUGUGGGCAUCGAUGCCAGCCUCCCAUCCUUCCAGUUCUACAGCCGCGGGGUGUACUACGACCAGAGCUGCAAUGGGCAGAACAUCAACCACGCGGUGCUGGCCGUGGGGUAUGGCACACAGAAGGGCACCAAGCAUUGGAUCAUCAAGAACAGCUGGGGCGAAGAGUGGGGCAACAAGGGCUACGUGCUGCUGGCGCGGAACAGGGACAACGCCUGCGGCAUCGCCAACCUCGCCAGCUUCCCAAGGAUGUGAGCCCAUUCCCAGCCCAGAUCCAUAGGGAAGUUGGGAUGAGCUCCCCC
This is a messenger RNA of Melopsittacus undulatus (budgerigar), 1189 nucleotides long. It is a transcript of the gene CTSK, whose product is annotated as cathepsin K. Gene Ontology annotation, cellular component: lysosome. The record is from RefSeq and is a predicted model, not a curated record. NCBI's taxonomy places the organism in Eukaryota, Metazoa, Chordata, Aves, Psittaciformes, Psittaculidae. Bases 51 to 1142 code for a protein of 363 amino acids. The transcript has 8 exons. Gene Ontology annotation, molecular function: cysteine-type endopeptidase activity.